Molecule: messenger RNA, 930 nt
Organism: Rotaria sp. Silwood1
Lineage: Eukaryota; Metazoa; Rotifera; Eurotatoria; Philodinida; Philodinidae
Source: the annotation of a GenBank genome assembly
AUGAACAAAAUUAAUUAUUUACUAAAACGGGGAUCAAUUCACGAUAGGAGAAGAUCGGGUAGACCACGAACUACCACAACUACAGCUUCUGAAAACAUAGUUGUCAAAGAAAUUCAAGUGAAAAACAAUGCUAGUGUUAGAAAUGUAUCAGCAAAAUUAAAACAACAAGGCUGGAAGACAUCACGGUCGUCAGUUCAUAGGGUAGCAAUAUCAAGCGGAUUGAAAUCGUUUAAAAAAAAGAAAACACAAAAAUUAACAUAUGAUAACAAAAUACAACGUGUUCAAUGUGCCAAAGUUUUACGAAAAAAGUUUGGUGUUUCGAAAAGAUCGAAAAAAUGGCGAUGGCAUGAGGUCAUUAAUACCGAUUUUUCUGGGAAAUUCACUUUAGAAUCACUAUCGAAUCCACAUAAUGCAGGUGGUUGGGCAAGAAAUGCUGCAGAAAUACCACUAACAAUUCGCAAUCGUCCUCGAAAUAAGUUCGCAAUUGGUGUUGUUUUUUGGGGUGGUAUCUCAUAUGACGGAUUGAUUCCAAAAAAUGGUCCAAUUGAUGUUACAUCUUGGUUAAAAGCUCAAGUGAAGGAAAAUCGACAACAAAAAACUUAUAUGAAUGGUCGACUGUAUGCAAAGUUUAUUAAAGAAGUUGGCUACAAGCACAUUCGAAAGUUAAGUUCAACAGAACCUUUAUUCCCAGAUGAUCCUGAUACCAAACAUAGGACAAAACAUGUAUUAGAAACUAUUGAUAAAUUAUUUAUUGACCGAAUUUUACCUGAAGAAGGUGAUGCAAAAUUUGCGGAUGUAUGGCCUAUCAAAAAAGUGUGGGGGAUAAUAAAAGAAAAAGUACGAGGAGAACAAUUUUCGAGUUUUGAACAAUUGAAAGCUAGAGUGAAUAAGAAUGGAAGAAAAUUACCCGUGUCAACUGUAAAAAAAUGA